Ochlerotatus camptorhynchus is the source of this 532-nucleotide messenger RNA. It is a transcript of the gene lush, whose product is annotated as lush. Bases 74 to 514 code for a protein of 146 amino acids. The transcript has 5 exons. Gene Ontology annotation, cellular component: extracellular region. The record is from RefSeq and is a predicted model, not a curated record. NCBI's taxonomy places the organism in Eukaryota, Metazoa, Arthropoda, Insecta, Diptera, Culicidae. Gene Ontology annotation, molecular function: dibutyl phthalate binding; odorant binding. Gene Ontology annotation, biological process: sensory perception of smell; olfactory behavior.
UCAGUGGGCGGUUAUUUGGUGAUGUGAGAAAUCAAUGUGCAAACGUCUCUUAGAUCAAGCAUGAGUACUCGAUAUGAACGUUGUAACGGUAGCGCUCUUGAUAUCAGCUUUGGGGAUCCCAGAUCCUAGCAAUGGUGCGAUGACGAUGAAACAGCUAAGAAACUCAUUGGAUAUGAUGAGAAAAGCGUGCGCGCCAAAAUUCAAUGUCGUUGAAGCAUCACUGGAUGAGCUAAAAUCAGGAAACUUCCCGAAUGAUGCGGACAAGGAAUUGAAAUGCUAUACCAUGUGCAUUGCUCAAAUGGCAGGAACGCUCACGAAAAAAGGGGAACUAAGUCUAUCCAAGACAACUGCACAAAUCGAAGCCAUGCUGCCACCAGAGCUCAAGGUUCCCGCUAAAGAAGCUUUGAACGCAUGCAAAAACACUCAAACUACAUACAAGGACCCCUGCGAAAAAGUAUUUUAUUCGGCGAAGUGUGCUGCUGAGUACAACCCAGAUGUGUUUGUUUUCCCUUAAAAGAUGACGUCGAUGAAA